AUGCGUCGCGCGUUCGCCGGUGACUCUUCAGCGCGGCGCGCGUGUUCCAUCGCCGCGCUCGACGUCACGCGCGCCAACGGCCGUUCCGCGGUGACGCGAUGCUACGCGGAGUACCCGGUAAAGUAUCUCACGCCCAAGCGCGGGAUCGAUGGCGAUUGCGAUUGCGCGUGGGCGUACGCGGUGAACAUGGGCGGCGGUUUGGUGAGCGGCGACGCGAGCGGGACGACGAUUCGCGUGGACGACGGAUGCGCUUUGGCGUUGGCGACGCAAGGCACGCAAAAGGUGUAUAAACAUAAUAAACGACGAUGGAAUGACGAUGCGAAGGCGGGCGAGGGUGAUGGACGAUCGAAUGUGGGGGAGACCACGUCGGCGCUGUACGCGAGCGUCGGCGACGGCGGGUUGUUGGCGUUGCUACCAGAUCCUACGCAAAUAUUCGCCGAUGCCGUGUUUCGACAGACGCAAACGAUCGAUAUGCACGAACAUGGGUCGUGCGUGUGCGUGGAUUGGAUAACGGCGGGAAGGGUCGGGUACGGAAACGAGCGAUGGGCGUUCAAGAGGGCGGACGUGCGCACGCGCGUGACGUCAAACGGCGAACCCGUCGUCGUCGAAGCCACGCGUCUAGAGGCGUCUUCGCGCGAUUCACUGAACGCCGAAAUCUCGCUCGCGAUGAGAAUGGGUGCGGUGAACGUGGUCGCGUCGCUCAUCAUCGUCGGUCCCCGCGUGCGGGAACUCGCGAAAUCGUGCGGCGAUUGGGCCCGCGAUUCGGCGACGCGCAGUAUGGCUCACGGCGGCGCUUCCUGGGUGCGCGCUUCCCCUGGCAGCGUCACACAAACCGACCCACAAUCAAAAUUUUUCGUUUCUGCGAGCGAUUUACCCCUCCCACACUCCGGCAUCGUCCUCCGUUUCUUCGCCGCGGAUUCCGAAUCCGUGCAAGACGUCCUCCGCUCGCUUCUCGCCCCGCUCGCGUCUCAGCUCGGCGCUCCUCCCUACGACGAGCGCGGCGGUUCCUGA
This is a messenger RNA of Ostreococcus lucimarinus CCE9901, 1011 nucleotides long. It is a transcript of the gene UreD, whose product is annotated as urease accessory protein URED, putative. The record is from RefSeq and is a predicted model, not a curated record. NCBI's taxonomy places the organism in Eukaryota, Viridiplantae, Chlorophyta, Mamiellophyceae, Mamiellales, Bathycoccaceae. Gene Ontology annotation, molecular function: nickel cation binding. The transcript has a single exon. The coding region runs from base 1 to 1011 and encodes 336 amino acids.